AUGAGGGCCUUCACUCUUCAAGAACAAUCAUCUUCUCCAUUCUCUAAAUACCUCCCUGCGACGAAAACACCAAGUCCACGCACAAUCAGCCGCGAGCCUUCGACCCCACGCCUGCCGAGACACGCGCGAGCCGCCGAGUAUACGCGACCAGCAUUGAGGAGACCUCCACGAGCAGCAGCUGCUGCAACUUUCGAGUCCACGAGCAGCAAACCAAGUGCAUCGCGAUCAUUUGCCAAGAGAACCGAGAUGAGAGUUCGGAUCUCAUUCGAGACUUGGGAGAAAUCAAAAUUAUUUGGACGGGUCUCGCUGACGACACGACUCCAGGGGCCAAGGCUCGCGCCGUGCCUGCCAUUCCCACCUCGUCGGUCGCCAUUCCCCACCCCGCCGGCCACCGGUCGUCACUCCCCACCCCGCGCGUCGUUGGCGCCCGCUGGAGAUCGUGCUUCUGCUCCUGGAACAAAGGGGGGCAAGGGGAGCAAGCCCAAGACGAGGAGUGUGCGUAGCCUUCUAGAGCCGCCGCCCGUACAGGCUGCAACGACGUCUCCAACAGCAGUCUCCGCCCACUGCUAUUUGGAGCACAAAUUUAAAUGCAAUCAAUGUUUCACUUGGUUGUUGGUAGGAUCAGGGAGUAGAAGGGAAGCAUCUCAAAGUGUUGCAUCUAGUGGAACUUGUGAAAGUCCAGCUACAGAAAAUAACAAGGAGGGAGAUGAGGACAAUGAGUAUUUAACCACUUCACCACCUGCUCAUUAUCCAGAAAUACCUGCACUUUCUUCCACCCCAGACCUUGACCCUGUCCUUACCAUUCCCUCAGUUGCAGCAUCUCUGAUUCCACUGAAAGAUUGA
Molecule: messenger RNA, 843 nt
Organism: Striga asiatica
Lineage: Eukaryota; Viridiplantae; Streptophyta; Magnoliopsida; Lamiales; Orobanchaceae
Source: the annotation of a GenBank genome assembly